Messenger RNA from Cuscuta epithymum, 1288 nucleotides. The record is from the annotation of a GenBank genome assembly. Lineage: Eukaryota; Viridiplantae; Streptophyta; Magnoliopsida; Solanales; Convolvulaceae.
AACGUGUUAUGAAUAUGCUUAUAAUAACAAGACGCGGAGAGGGCCUAGCCGCGGCUAGGGUUUAGGUUGGGCGUUUUCAUUAUGCUACUUUUCUAGUUUUCAUGGCGGAUCUUCGGCGUUUUAGCAGACGGACCGCGAGCAGGGGAGCACUCGUCAACAGUGCUGGGAGAACGAUCUUCAGCGUAUUCGUGCGACGAUUUCACUUGUCAACAAAUUCGGUUCUUGCAAGCCGGAGUUUAGCCAUGGCGAAUGACUGGGGGAACGAUGGCACUUCUGCUGGGGUUGAAGCUCUGGCAAAUAUCUACGGGCAGUUGGACCUGGAAGAAGAGGAUGAGGUCCUUGUGGUUGAACCUAUGGCGCAGAAUUCAUCGAAGCACAAUUUGACCAUGGUGGGGACUAUUACAUCAGAAAAGUCGAUCCGCCCCUGGAGAGUAUGAGUUGCGGGUAAAGCGGUGGGAAAGUUGAACAAUAGUUAAGGAUCGAAAUUCAGAACGGUCGUGUGAAUAUCAUAACUCAUGUGUGCUAGAUUGGACCUUUGGUAGCCUUCUGUUUCAAAAUGACAUCAAGCUAUUGACUCAAUUGGAGACCUCUCACAUCGUCGAGCAACAAGAUCAAAGUAGCGGAAUGCGACCCAGAAUGCUAUAUAUAUAUAUCCUCGAUCAUGCGGGAAGACGUCAGUCUUACUAAGUCUUUAGAUGAUGUUGGUGAUGUAUUUGUAAAUUUCUUUGUUGAUUUGUUUGGAUCUCAUGUGGAUACCCUUGACCUGGACCACUCGGUUUUAAGUAUUGGUCCUCUGAUUGAGCCAGCUGCUCAUGAUGGCCUUCUUGCUCCGAUAACAGAUAAGGAAAUUAAAGAUGCCUUGUUCGAUAUCGGGGAUGAUAAGGCCUUGGGACCUGAUGGGUUCUCCUCGGCUUUCUUUAAAGCCAACUGGAGCAUUGUUGAGAAGGACAUGGUGCGGGUUAUUAAGGAGUUUUUUCGAACGGGAAAAAUGCUUAAAUAGAUUAACCAUAUUGUGAUAGCACUUAUCCCUAAGACUAGUCACUCCCCAAAAGCCUCGGACUAUCGACCCAUUUCUUGUACGAAUGUUUUGUACAAGGUUAUUAGCAAAAUUAUUGCGGCUAGAAUGACCCCUUGCCUUUCGGGGUUGGUUAAUCAAACACAGGGAGCGUUUGUGGAUGGCCGCCUGAUGUUUGAUAACAUUUUCCUUGCCUAGGAACUUGUUAGAGGAUACAACAGGAAGCGGAUUUCACCACGAUGUAUGAUUAUGGUGGAUCUGCGAAAGGCCUAU